AUGAGACGGAGGAAAAGCAGCGCGCAGAUGUCAUAUGAUCUCUGCGGCAUCCCCGCACUGUUGCAAAUUCAGCUGAGCAUUGCUGGGUUUAUUUUCAGUUUGUUGUUUUUGAUUGCAUGACUGGCACCUUCUCUUCUCACAUAAACUCUGGCUACCCUUCCCUCACAUGGAACUGGUUUUGCAACGGGAGGUACGGCAAUGCUCCACCGUGGCAAUGAACUGACCACAUCAGUUACUAAAGUCCGGUGCUCUAGGAACCACUGUGCCUGGGAGAACUUAAAUGGGCAAUAAAACUGUGACAUUCAUUCAAGGCUUAGUGCAGCCAUAACUACAGAUUAACGUGCUGGCUACUUCAUCUUCAUUCUGUCAUCUCUCUGCUGCUUUAUGGGGAAAGCAGGCUGACAUGGUUAUUAAAUCUGGCAGCUGUGUUGUAUGCACAUGGGAAGCAAGUAGAGCACAGCAUAUAGAAUAUUAGUAGCUUUCAGAUAACAGCCUUCUUUUCACUGCUGUGAGGCUUGAAAGGCAGCCUCAAAAGCUCUUUCUCUUCUUUGUAAUCACCAUUUGCUGGAUCUGUUCGGAAAUACCACAAAUACAGUUGCAAAUCAGUGUGCAGGGUAGAAGGGAACAGGACCCAUAUGUCAGUGGUCUAGGAUGGCCAGUGAAGGCUCCAGUAUCCCAAGUCCCGUGGUCCGUCAGAUCGACAAGCAGUUUCUGAUUUGCAGCAUAUGCCUGGACCGCUACAAGAACCCCAAAGUGCUUCCUUGCCUGCACACUUUCUGUGAGAGGUGCUUACAGAAUUACAUUCCAGCCCAUAGCUUAACCCUUUCCUGCCCGGUGUGCCGCCAGACCUCCAUUCUACCAGAGAAAGGGGUUUCUGCACUCCAGAACAACUUCUUUAUCACCAACCUGAUGGAUGUCCUGCAACGAACGCCGGACAACAGCAUUGAAGAGUCCUCCAUCUUGGAGACUGUCACUGCUGUUGCUGCAGGCAAACCGCUCUCCUGUCCCAAUCAUGAUGGAAAUGUGAUGGAGUUUUACUGCCAGUCCUGCGAGACAGCCAUGUGCCGAGAGUGUACAGAGGGAGAACAUGCAGAGCAUCCCACAGUACCACUCAAGGAUGUGGUGGAGCAACACAAGGCUUCUCUCCAAGUCCAAUUAGAUGCUGUCAACAAAAGGCUUCCAGAGAUCGACUCAGCACUUCAUUUUAUAUCUGAAAUCAUACACCAGUUAACCAACCAAAAGGCUAGCAUUGUAGAUGACAUUCAUUCCACUUUUGAUGAACUCCAGAAGACUUUAAAUGUGCGAAAGAGCGUGCUGCUUAUGGAACUGGAAGUGAAUUAUGGCCUUAAACACAAAGUCCUCCAGACACAGCUGGAUACCUUACUUGAAGGACAAGAAAGCAUUAAAAGUUGCAGCAACUUUACAGCCCAAGCUCUCAACCAUGGCACUGAAACUGAAGUUCUGCUGGUGAAGAAGCAAAUGAGUGACAAGCUGAAUGAACUGGCUGAGCGGGACUUCCCAUUGCAGCCUCGUGAAAAUGAUCAGUUGGACUUCAUAGUGGAAACAGAAGGCCUGAAGAAAUCAAUUCACAAUCUGGGUACUAUUUUAACCACCAAUGCUGUCGCCUCUGAAACAGUUGCCACAGGUGAGGGACUGAGGCAGACAGUGAUCGGACAGCCCAUGUCGGUUACCAUCACAACUAAGGACAAAGAUGGGGAGCUCUGUAAAUCUGGGAAUGCUUACCUCACUGCUGAGCUGAGCACACCUGAUGGCAGUGUAGCAGAUGGAGAAAUACUUGACAAUAAAAAUGGCACUUAUGAAUUUUUGUAUACUGUUCAGAAAGAAGGGGACUUCACUUUGUCACUGAGACUUUAUGAUCAACAUAUCAAGGGCAGCCCAUUCAAACUGAAAGUGGUCAGAUCAGCAGAUGUGUCUCCUACUACUGAAGGUGUGAAGAGGCGUGUUAAAUCUCCUGGCAGUGGUCAUGUGAAGCAGAAAGCUGUGAAAAGACCUGCGAGCAUGUACAGCACUGGCAAAAGAAAAGAGAAUCCCAUUGAAGAUGAUUUGAUCUUCAGAGUAGGCACCAAAGGAAGAAACAAAGGGGAAUUUACAAAUCUUCAAGGUGUAGCUGCAUCUACAAAUGGAAAAGUAUUGAUAGCAGACAGUAACAACCAGUGUGUGCAGAUAUUUUCCAAUGAUGGCCAGUUCAAAAGCCGUUUUGGCAUACGAGGAAGAUCUCCCGGCCAGUUGCAGAGGCCAACAGGAGUGGCUGUGCAUCCAAGUGGUGACAUCAUUAUUGCAGAUUAUGAUAACAAAUGGGUUAGCAUAUUCUCAUCAGAUGGAAAAUUUAAGGCCAAAAUUGGAUCUGGAAAGCUCAUGGGCCCUAAAGGUGUUUCUGUGGAUCGUAAUGGACACAUAAUUGUAGUGGACAAUAAAGCAUGCUGUGUCUUCAUCUUCCAGCCAAAUGGGAAAAUAGUCACCAGGUUCGGUAGUCGAGGAAAUGGUGACAAGCAGUUUGCAGGUACACUUGAUGGUCCUCAUUUUGCAGCUGUAAACAGCAACAAUGAAAUUAUUGUUACAGAUUUUCAUAACCAUUCUGUCAAGGUAUUUAAUCAGGAGGGAGAAUUCUUACUGAAGUUUGGAUCGAACGGAGAAGGAAAUGGACAAUUUAAUGCACCAACUGGAGUAGCUGUAGAUUCUAAUGGAAAUAUUAUCGUAGCAGAUUGGGGAAACAGCCGGAUACAGGUUUUUGAUGGAAGUGGAUCAUUUUUAUCCUACAUUAACACCUCUGCUGACCCACUUUAUGGUCCCCAAGGUCUGGCCCUUACUUCUGAUGGCCAUGUUGUAGUUGCAGACUCUGGAAAUCACUGCUUCAAGGUCUACCGAUACUUACAGUAGCCAUGAGCUCUGGAGCUGGCUAAUUGUCCACCCUUAAGAAAAGACUGAUCCUAGAGAUCCAAUGCAGGAUAUCUCCCACUUUGAGUUCAUUUUUAAUA
Molecule: messenger RNA, 2996 nt
Organism: Dryobates pubescens (Downy woodpecker)
Lineage: Eukaryota; Metazoa; Chordata; Aves; Piciformes; Picidae
Gene: TRIM2
Product: tripartite motif containing 2
Exons: 13
Coding region: 652-2898 (748 amino acids)
Biological process (GO): protein polyubiquitination; proteasome-mediated ubiquitin-dependent protein catabolic process; negative regulation of translation
Molecular function (GO): translation repressor activity; ubiquitin protein ligase activity; protein binding
Source: RefSeq, a predicted model, not a curated record